CUAUAAAGAUCCCAAUAGAUCUCAUGUCGAAUCCAACACAACAAUGAACGCAUCUACCAUCGCUACACUAGCUAUACCCUCACCACUGAGUCUCUGGACGACCGCACGGUCGUUUGGCGCACUCAAUCUCGCUGGGUCAUUUGCUGCACUAUGGGCUCUUGUCAAAGUCCUGGCGGCGCUUCGCUGGCGAUUCAAGACGACUCAACUCCGGGGUCCACCUCGUACCAGCUUGGUAUACGGCGUUUCGCACGACCUCGGCUCAUCUAAUGAUAGUGGUGCAAUGUAUGAACAUUGGGCGGAGGAAUAUGGGGUAGCGUAUAUGAUUCCGAGCAUCCUCGGACAAACCAGCAUCGUGCUGUGCGACCCAAGAGCUAUAGCACAUUUUCUUGCCCGAGAGUCAUGGACGUAUUUGCAGACGUCCCUUUCGCUGGCACUUUUAGAGGGAUCAAUCGGCAAAGGGCUACUAUGGGCUGAGGGUGAACACCACAGAAGGCAGCGGAAGGCUCUUACGCCAGCUUUCAGCAAUGCAGCCAUUCGGAAACUCACGCCAGUGUUUUAUGACUCAGCGUACAAGGUCAAAGAUGCAUGGGACACCAUUAUAGAAUCGAGCAAAGACGGGAAUGCUGUCAUUGAAGUUCAAAACUGGAUGAACCAUAUAUCUCUGGAUACGAUUGGCAUCGCUGGUUUCUCCCAUGAUUUUGGCUCGCUCGAUGGAAAGCGCACCAGCGUGACCGAAAUGUUUGACACUUUCGGAAACAACCCACAAGCCUCAGCAGUGAACGAAGCCCCCGUCCUGCUCGCGUCAGCAUUUCCGAUCAUUACCAAGAUGCCCAGUAACGGGACGAAGCUGUUUAAGAAGCUUGGCGUAACCUUGGAAAAAAUAUCGAACGAGUUGUUGAUUCGCAGUCGCCGGGAAAAGGAUGCGAAUGUGAGCGAGAGAGACGAGGAGAAGUCCAUCAUUGGAUUGUUGCUCAAAUCUGAAGGCCAGGAUGCCGAGCUUCAUAUGUCCAAAGACGAAGUAGUGGCUCAGAUGAAGGUAUUGCUUCUCGCGGGCUAUGAGACGACAUCCAUCAGUCUUACGUGGGCGCUGCUCGAGCUGUCGCAACGCCCCGAUGCCCAAACAAGACUCAGAGAGGAACUGUUUGCGUUUGGUGCAGAUCCGACAUAUGACCAAUUAAAGGCCAAUCUCCCGUUCUUGGAUGGGGUCGUUCAUGAAGUUCUACGACUCCAUCCUCCGGUACGCGAGUUCGUUCGUCUUGCAGCUGCAGACGACGUCAUUCCUUUGAGCGAACCCGUGCGCACCGCGUCCGGGGAAAUGACGGAUAAUAUAUAUGCAGCGAAGGGGACGUUGAUCACGGUAUCGGUCCCAGCGAUCAAUCGCUCUGUGGCCAUCUGGGGACCUGACGCAAAGGAAUUCAAGCCUGAACGUUGGCUAGCUGAAGGGGGCAUCAACGGGAAAGCCAAAGAAGUCCAAGGUCACAGGCAUCUGCUGACAUUUACCGAUGGUCCAAGGACGUGUCUUGGAAAAGAUUUUGCGAUUGCGGAAUUCAAGGCGGUUUUGUUGGUUCUGGUGAAGAACUUCGUGUUUGAGAUGCGGGAUGGACCGGAUACUCAGGUCGAGGUUGCGAAGGGAAUUUUACCUCGUCCGCGGGUUGUUGGAGAGGAUGGUAUCGGGGCACCUUUGAGAGUUCGUCGGUAUGAAUGAGUGGCUAUGUUACACUAGCACAUCAGUGAACCGGUGAGUUCUUGCUGGCCAUUAUGCUGAUUGCGGUGCUUUUAUAUGGUCUUAUAUUGGUCUUAUAUUACUUUAUAUUCCAAUGUGACG
Messenger RNA from Suillus clintonianus, 1825 nucleotides. Its product is annotated as cytochrome P450. Gene Ontology annotation, molecular function: oxidoreductase activity, acting on paired donors, with incorporation or reduction of molecular oxygen; monooxygenase activity; iron ion binding. The record is from RefSeq and is a predicted model, not a curated record. The transcript has 12 exons. NCBI's taxonomy places the organism in Eukaryota, Fungi, Basidiomycota, Agaricomycetes, Boletales, Suillaceae. The coding region runs from base 44 to 1705 and encodes 553 amino acids.